AUGAAGACAGAAGAGUCGAACUUUCAGCCUGAGCAUCAUUUGGCAGCUGGCCAUGAGACAAAUAGUGCAACAUAUCAGAGGAACAUGGAGCCAAACGCGUCCAUACUAGCUUCAGACUUCAAAGACAAAUACACCGUCGACUGGGAUGGACCCCACGAUCCCACCUCUCCCCUAAACUGGUCCCUGACCAGAAAAUGGGCAAACCUAGCCAUCGUCUCAUGUCUCGCUUUCCUAACACCCUUAGCCUCCUCAAUGUUCGCCCCCAGCGUCCCCGUCGUCAUGGCCAAUUUCCACUCCACAAACACCGAGCUCGCCUCCUUCGUAGUAUCCAUCUUCGUCCUCGGCUUCGCUAUUGGACCCAUUGUAGUAGGACCCUUGUCUGAACUCUACGGCCGGAAACCAAUCUACAUCACCAGCAACAUCCUCUUUGUAAUCUUCACCCUGCUCUGCGCCGAAGCCCGGACCCUGGGCAUGUUAUUUGCGUUCCGGUUCCUGGCCGGCUGUGCGGGCUCGACGCCCUUGACUGUAGGAGCGGGGUCCGUGGCGGAUCUUAUGGCUGCUAGUCAGCGUGGGAGGGCGAUGGCUUUAUUUUCGCUUGGGGCAUUGCUGGGUCCUAUUGUUGGUCCGAUUAUUGGGGGUUUUGUGGCGGAGAGUAUUGGGUGGAGGUGGAUUUUUAGGGUUCAGACUAUUGCUGCGUUUUGUGUCACCAUUCCCAGUUUAUUCAUGCAUGAGACCUAUGCACCGAUCCUUUUGGAACGAAAAGCACGGCAUCUUCGCGAGAAGAACAAUGAUCCGCUAUUCAAAUCCAAAUACGCAAGUAAACUUUCCCACAAACUCGUCUUCCAACACGCCAUUAUCCGGCCCUUGAAACUCCUCUUCAUGAGUCCCAUCGUCGCGCUCAUCUCGCUGCAUCUCAGCACCAUGUUCGGGUUACUGUACCUCCUCGUCACGACUUUUACGUAUAUCUUCGAAGACGUGUACGGAUUCUCUACUUCCUCGGCCGGCCUCACCUUCCUAGGGAUCGGUGUCGGGAAUAUUGUAGGAGUAAUCAUUCUGGGGCCUGCGAUCGAUAAGAUAUUCAACGCGUACGUGAAGAAGAGCAACGGGAUCCAGAAACCGGAGUUCAGACUACCGGUCAUGGCGUACACAGCUCUCUUCGUCCCGAUUGGACUUUUCUGGUAUGGGUGGACUGCGCGUUCUAGUAUUCAUUACAUCGUGCCUGUUAUCGGGUGUUCGUUCAUCGGGUUCGGUAUGAUGGGGAUCAUGUUGCCUGCGCAAAAUUACCUCGUAGAUGCAUUCACGCUGUACUCAGCUUCCGCCAUAUCUGCGGCAACGAUACUACGUUCCUUCUUUGGCGCGUUCCUGCCUCUGGCGGGGCAGCCGAUGUACGAUUCUCUCGGUGUGGGUUGGGGGAAUAGUGUGUUGGGGUUUAUUGCUAUUGCUAUGAUUCCUAUACCGUGGGCAUUUUGGAAGUAUGGGGAAGGGAUUAGGAUGAGAUAUCCGAUCAAUCUGGACUAA
Molecule: messenger RNA, 1518 nt
Organism: Mollisia scopiformis
Lineage: Eukaryota; Fungi; Ascomycota; Leotiomycetes; Helotiales; Mollisiaceae
Product: putative MFS multidrug transporter
Exons: 7
Coding region: 1-1518 (505 amino acids)
Biological process (GO): transmembrane transport
Cellular component (GO): membrane
Molecular function (GO): transmembrane transporter activity
Source: RefSeq, a predicted model, not a curated record